Messenger RNA from Dendronephthya gigantea, 4192 nucleotides. RefSeq lists its product as uncharacterized. Gene Ontology annotation, biological process: signal transduction. The record is from RefSeq and is a predicted model, not a curated record. The transcript is spliced from 14 exons. Gene Ontology annotation, molecular function: protein binding. NCBI's taxonomy places the organism in Eukaryota, Metazoa, Cnidaria, Anthozoa, Malacalcyonacea, Nephtheidae. The coding region runs from base 149 to 3589 and encodes 1146 amino acids.
UAAAAAUAAAAUGGCCGGGCAUUCCUGUUUCUUUUGUGUAUUUUGGAGAUUUCGCAAGGGACGAUGUGUUCAAACAGACAGUUUACGGUAGUUUUUAGACGCUUGGUUAAGCUUUACAACAAAAUCGGCUUAGGAGAUUGAAUUACUCAUGAAUAUUUCGAGCAAACUUUUCGACACUAACGGGCAUUUGUUGCCGCCGGAGAAAACCAAUAUCAGACCUCUCGAUCCACUCACGAAAGGCCGAGCAAAGAGUCCUUCCCGUCGGUCACCGUCAAGACUUGGGAGGCAAAGCUCAGGAAGCGAGCUGAAACUCCCUAAUUUUGUGCAGGAAGUAACUCAAAACUCCGAGUCCUCGGGUGAUAUCCGUGUGGCGAGCCCAACGGCUGUAAGAGCUGAAUAUUUUACUGUGGAAAAACAUCGUAUUUCAACGGAUACCUCACCCAGUCAUGGCAAACACUUGAUAAAUCACCAUUUGGCAAAGGACUCGACAAGCAAGUUUAAACUAAGUGUGUUGUCUAAAUCGAAGGGGAAAUUCAAAAUGGAGUCAGGCAUUUCAAAUGAAGGAGCUGUUGCAUUAGAGUUGUUGGAAAAGCCAGUCUUGAGUUGGACAAUAGAAGAUGUUGGCAUAUGGCUGGAUGAGAUUGGUUUAAACAAGUUGAAAGAACAUUUUAUUGAUCGUAAAGUUUCUGGUAGAACACUUCUUAAUCUGAGCUACGAAACACUUGAAGAACUGAAUCUUUCGGAAUCCAGUGAAGAACGAGAGCACUUCCUCUCAGAGGUUUAUCAUCUUCAGCAGGAAAGCGGCCAUAUUGAUGACGAAGAAGAACAAAUGAUGGACAAAGAAAUUGAAGAAACAUUAAGAGGAGGUGUAAAUGGACAAGAAAACGGCCAUGACCGGACUCAUAUCUUGGUGAGUGGCAGCAGUGAUCUCACACCUACUGAUUCGUUCGCAUCAUCAAAAACGGCCAGCGACAAUACACCCUCGCCUACGUCAGAAAUGUCGAACGAUGCAGUUCUAAAUUCGAAAGACGAACCAGUUAGUCCUAAAUCAACCGAUCAAAAUAAACCAGAACCGUCUCGUCAUACCAUUACAAGCAAUCAGCUUUCGCCGACGAAAAUAAGGGCGAAAAAGGAUUCCUCAAAGCAAACAUCGAAGAAAACAAAGCCUCGUGGAACAAGAAUUUCUCGUCUCUUCAAUUCUCGCAGCAGUCACAAAGAUCCGUCUCUGCUUAAAACGGCUCCUCCGAUCUACAAGAAUGCUUUUCACAAUCUCAUGAACACCGGACCACAAGGUGUCAUCAAAGUUUGGACUGAAAUGUUUCUCACAGACAUGCAGUACGUCAGUUUGUUAGUAAAACACGAAGCAACCGCAUUUGAAGUUAUCAAGAUGGUGUUGGAAAAAUCAAACGCUAAAGAAGACCCGGAGUGUUAUCGAAUUUGUGAAAUAAAUGAACAUAAAAAAGAAUAUAUUUUGGAUCGAAAUGAAUGCCCGCUUCAGCGGGAAAGAAAGUGGUCUGACCCGGAUAACUGUAGGUUUGAACUGAGAUGGCGCAAUGAAAGACUAAUUGAGUGGGGAUCCACUGCUGAAGAUUUAUCAAAGAGGGCGAUUAAUGAGGAACCUCCUCACCAGGGAAAUCAGGACGAGGUUCAACCUAACAACACGUCAAGUCCUCCCUCGAGUGUUUCCACAUCAGAGGGGGAUUCUCCUUUAUCCAACGAGAAAAAACGCAAUAAUGUCAUGGAAACUGAGUUUGCUUAUGUCGUGCAAUUGGAUAACGAGAAAGAGGAGAAAGAGUCUGAAAUUGAUACGAGAAAGUCUGAGGUCAAAGAAGAAACUACCCCAAAUGAUUCCCAGAAUGCUUUAGACCCCUAUAAAGCUGGUGAUCCAGACUCUCUACAAAAUGCUCCUGUGAGACUGGUUUCCUCGUGCCCUGAUCUUUCCAAGAAAGAUGCGAUUGAUGGUGAUCCGGAAUACGGGAAUCUUAUUGUUUCUAAGAAUUUUGGUUUCUUGAACGCUGAAAUGGCUGACCUAACGGCUAUCGACGAUGAGCCUACGACAAAUCUCGAUAGCUCGUCGUCCUCCUCGGAAGAAAUCGACACCUCACCGACCGUUAACGAGUUUGAGUACUCGCAGCAGCUUCGUAGAUCUUCGAAGCGGCUAUCCGACCGUUUGAGGUUUCAAGGAAAGCCGAUCAUUGAGGGACAGGCGGUUGAGAUAGGGAUAAAUGCGAGCAACUUGGAUGAAACGAGGACAGUAAAGGAUAGCAUCGAUGGGAACGAUGGUGAAAUAGGGAAGAAUGGUGGACUAUCAAUUGAUAGAAGUGAAGGUAGUAAUGGGUUACCAGGGGAUCUUCUUGAAAUUACCCGAGCAGAUUUGAGCGCUGGAGGGGAAAAUGCCUCGGAUAUUUCCGAGGCAAAGGUUGUUAUGAAUGGGCAUGCGCAUGUAGACGAGACCACGGUAGAGCAGCCUGGGAGUGAGGCAGCGCUACCUGGGAACGAGGUCUCCCCUCCUGUAAUUUCGCCAGAAGUUCUGAAAAGGAUCGAGGAACUCGAGAAUGAAAAUUUACUUUUAAUCGAAGACAAUCGUGAGCUAAAAAAGAACUGCAGAACUUUUGAGGGAAGAAGCCGACUAAAAGAGCGGGAAUUAGAAGAAAUGGAAUUAGAAAAGAAUGAUUUGACCCAUCAGGUGCAACACAUGGCUGUCGAGCUACACUCGUUGAGAGCGACCAACACCGAACUUCGUGCGGAGGUUGACGAGGCCAACACGAAACUUGGUGAUGUCGAUGGCUGGGUCACGCGGGACGUGUUCGAGGAUAUUCGUGGACAGUUGUCCGUGAGCGCCGAGGAAUGCGAUAAGAAAGAUGAGGAAAUUAGAGAAAUUGAAAAGAAAUGUAAAAACCUAGAAAUGGAGAAUAAGAAAAUGCAGGAACUUGAAAUGGAAGUGGAUAAACUUAACGAAAGAAUAAAAGAGGACGGGAAAGCGACGGAAGAGACAAGAAAGAAGUUGAGAGAUAAGGAAAAGAGUGUAUUAGAGCUCGAACUGAAAGUUGAAACAUUAGAAAAUUCCUUACAAGAAAAGGAAGGCAAGUUAGCUGAAGUGGAGGCUGAGGCAGAGGGUUUACGGAAGACUGGUGCAGAGGUGAAAAAAGAUUUGCAGAAGAGAGUUUCUGAUCGGGAAUACGAGAUCUUGAUUAUGAAGGAAGAGAAAAAGGAGCUUUGUGUGAAGAUGAAAAGUUUUGAAAGCAAUGUAGAAACAUUGCGAGAGGAAAUGAAGAAAAAAGACGCAGAACAUGAAGAAGCCAUUGCUGAGAUUGAACGACAGACCGCCAUUAAAGAUGAGAGUCUUUCGGUGAUGGUGUCCAAUCUCGAGGAACUUGUAAACGAAAGAGAUAUGAGAAUCAAGCAGUUGAAAAACCAAAUUGCGCUCUCGGGCACGCCUCAAAGUGAACUGGAAGCGAGAGAACAUGAGUACGAGCAGAAUAAGGCGUAUCUGAAGCAUUUGAUUGCUUUAGUCCGUGAAAAAGACCCGACAAUUUUGGACGGCUUGAAUAAGAGCCUCAGUUCCAGAGACUCUGAAGACUGGUGUUAAAAUCAUCAGUCAUUUUGACUCUCCUGUCAUUAUUUCACGUGAUCAUCACAUGCAACAUGCAAUACGAAUCAUCAUUGAAAGCCUCUGUAAUACGUAGUAUUUAAAAUUAGUUUUGUAAUAUGAAUAAUUUGCGCCUAAGAUUGUUAUAAAAUAACUAUUUGUUGAGACUAUUUCACAAGUUGAGUUGUAUUUAAUUGAGGUUAUUUACUUGAAAAUGGUUGAGUUGUAUUUGUAGACGUCCAGUAGCCCAGUUGUCCAGUUACGUAUUGCGGUCUGCGCUGCAUGCAACUUACUGUACUAUAGAUAUAUGCUACAAUUGGUGUGCAUGUAUCACAGACUGCGAUAUUAAACUGGACACAUACUUCUAGCUUACUUAAGGUAGAGAUGUCAAAGGGCCUUGAAUCAAAUUGGUUGGUAAUGCAACAGUAACAGCGGAGAAAUUAAAUUUAUCUCCGACAAUUCAAAUAUAUGGUUCAUGUGUCUUCUAGCUGAUUAUAGUUAGACAAAAAUCAUUACAGCACGAGUAGUUUUUCUAGAAAGGAAUAUAGUAUUUUAUAUUUUAUUACGCACAGAAUACAUCAAAAUUUUAUACUAGGGACAUAA